Messenger RNA from Scaptodrosophila lebanonensis, 1596 nucleotides. RefSeq lists its product as uncharacterized. The transcript has a single exon. Gene Ontology annotation, cellular component: Golgi membrane. Gene Ontology annotation, molecular function: protein disulfide isomerase activity; flavin-dependent sulfhydryl oxidase activity. The record is from RefSeq and is a predicted model, not a curated record. The coding region runs from base 1 to 1596 and encodes 531 amino acids. NCBI's taxonomy places the organism in Eukaryota, Metazoa, Arthropoda, Insecta, Diptera, Drosophilidae. Gene Ontology annotation, biological process: protein folding.
AUGUUUUGGUUAACUUAUUUGGUGCUCUUUGCGCCAUUGCAAUGGCUAAGUUCAGCACAACUGAACUAUAUGGAUCUAUAUAAAAAGAUAGCCAAAGUGAGGAUACUGCGAGAGAUGGAGUUCAACAAGCACGUUUAUGAGACGCACAGUAAGGCCAGCCUCAUACUUUUUAUAGACUCUGACUCUGACGAAAAUGUGAGAACGGCACAGGAUUUCGACGCCUUAAUAUCUAGACUGGAAAAGUGGGAGCUCUUGCUCUCGUUUUUUGUGUUCGACUGCAGCCACAAGAACAAUGCCGACCGUUGUCACGAUUUAGGCGUAAAGAGGCGACCCGAACUGCGUUUCAUUGGCGAUGAAGGCGCCAAGCAGGCUGAGGGAAUAAAAUUUAAAACAACCACUGCACAGAAGAAUGCAUUUAAAUCGCUGGAUCCGAAGGAUGUUCUCAAAGUCCUGCCAAACCUUAUGGAAAACUACAGCUUUGAAAUGAACACUGGCGUGAAUUUUAGGCCAAACGAGGCAGCCUUUCGCACGAAACAAGUCUUUGGAAAACGAAAUAUAACCCAUUUGGCAGUCGUCUGGCAGCCGGAUAAGUCUACUCUGGGCCGGGACACAAUCCUCGAGCUGCUCAACUUUCCCGUGCACGUGCGUACUUACAACGAGAAGGGGGCCGCUCUUGACUGGGGUAUGGAUGGAAAGAACCGUCUGCUGGCGGUCAUUGAUCGCAAAGGACAUGCGGUGCACUUGGUUCCCAGAGAAGCCACUGUGGAGGCCUAUGUGAGCAGCAUAAAGGAACUGUUUCGUUUGAAAGGCCAUCUGCCAGCUGAGCGCAGCCAAAUUUAUUUAUUUAGAAACAUUCCCAAUGUAGUGCUGCUUAAUGAUGCUUCCAGCUUCGAUAGCCUCCAUCAGCCGCCACUCAGGAAAGCCAGUCUUGUGCUCUUCAUAGACUCUACCUCUGAGGACAGCUGGGGAAUUGCAAAUCGCUACAGAAUGUUGGAAAUUUUCUUGAGGAAAUGGCAGCGACUGCUUUCCCUCUUUGUGUUCGACUGUGCGGCCAGCCAGGCUGAAAGUUGUCGAGCACUGGGAGUCCUGCAAUUACCAGAGCUCUACUUUAUUUGCGCUACUGGAGAGAAACACGCGCGUUUCAGCAGAAAACUGGACUCCCUCGACUCCUCUUCAAUACAAAGUGAGCUGCAAACUUUAUUGCCGAAUUGUAAUUUCGAUGAAAACCGAACGGGAGUGCAUUUCCAGCCCCUAACCGAUCCUUCCGCAAUACAGCGCCUCUUCGGCGUUGGAAAUAUUGAGUAUACGGCUGUGGUGUGGCAGCCGCCGAAUUCUACGGUCGGACAUGACACGAUCCUGGGACUGUUGGCUUUCCCCGUCCACGUGCGCAUCCUCACCGAUCCCCAAGUAGCUGCCGAGUUCGGAAUGGAUGCAGGGCACAAUCAAAUCGUUCUCCUCGAUCGUCACGGCCAUAGGGUGCACUUGGCCCUCCUUUCAAAACAUGAACCAUUCAUCAAGAGUGUGACGGACCUCUUUCAGUUUAUCAAUUACAAACCCAAAUCAAGCAUCAACAACAGCCCAUACAACUAUUUCUAA